AUGGAAUCCAAGAUCUUUGAGAGGUUCUUCUCCAUCCUUGUCGAGAAUAAACUCCUGCCAUGCCACCGCGCUGUUCUGUCGGCAAUCGAUUGUGAGCAGCUUCACGAAGUGCUCAGUCUACAAGACACGCCCGUGAGCAUAAAGCUGGAGGACUUUCCCUUUGACGGUGUUACAGCCGUUCUCGAUUUUAUCUACACCGGGCAUGCCCAUAUCAGCUCAGAGAAUGUGCAAAACAUUCUGACCGUGUCGACGUAUUUUUCCGUGCACCAGCUUCGAUCGAAAUGCGAAAGUUUUCUUUACGAGCUGCAGACUUUGUCGCCCAGCUUGACCGUAAAUGACCUCACUGAAAAUAUUCUUGCCCAGAACAACAACGAAUCUACCCCUCCUGCCUCUACAAGCAACAACAAUACCGAAGCAAUCAACGGCGGCAACGACGGCUGCGUCGCCCAAGCUCCCGCUCAAGGGCCCUUUAUGACAAAUGAAUGCCCAUCCAACUCAGACAUCACGCACUUGCUAGAAAUUAUUCGCACUAACCACCCGCCCCACACGCAGCCAAUGCAGCCCAACCCGCUCGACUCCUUCUUAGUUCCCAUGCAGACUAUUCAGCUUAACGACCCAGAAAACCAUGAAGAAAGCAUCAAAAACUGUUCUCAAAACAAUCUCGAGUUCAUCGAACCCACCUUAUCCUCUUCUGUAACUGAAGCGAUCAUCAACAACCAACCCAUCACGAUCGUGUCGGACAUGACAGAGCGCACCUGCGAGUUGUGCAGCCGCCAUUUCAUAUCGCAAGACGAGCUUGAUCGACAUAUUCAGAUGGAUCAUAACAGUGUUGAAAAGAAAUUUGAAUGUACCAUCUGCGGGAAGAGGCUCGCCAAUAGGAAAACCCUCGCUCAGCACAGACGGUCACACAGAACUACUCAAAAGUCCCGUCAUAGUUGCGAAUACUGUACAAAAGAUUUUUCGACUAAAGCUAACUACAACGCUCACUUGAAACGAAUGCACCCCGACGAGUGUCAAUUACUGAUCACAGUGCAUCAAUGCGGCGAGUGCAAUCGCACAUUUCCGCGAGCCACAGAUCUACGCACGCACCAGAAACGUCACCUGAACAUUCGGGAGCAUAAAUGCCAUUUUUGCGAGCAGUCUUUCGUAACGAAAUCCAGUCUUCAAGUGCAUCUAAGACGACACAACGGCGAGAAGCCGUACAAGUGCACGGAAUGUUCAGCCGAGUUCGUCGAUUCCUGUGGGUUGAAGAGGCACAUCGACAACAUUCAUUCCGCAGUGAGGGCUUUGAGGAAAUUGGCGCCGAAACCAAGGAAAAGGGGUCAAUCGGAAUCGGACGAUGAGUACCAAAUCGACCUCACCGAACUUGAUGAAUCGAUAGAAGAAGAGGAAAAAUACGUCCUUGAAGAAGACGAAGCUCCCGUUGAGUACAUUCCCCGAAAGAAAAGAAAGGCUCCUGUCGAGAAGGACGAUCAGACAGACAAUUUAAACGACGUGCUACAUAAUCAAGUUAGAAAAGAUUACGGGAAGAACUGCGAAAUGCUAGAAGCGAAGAUUCUCGAAGAUGCGAGCAUUCUUGGCGAUUUCGAUAAACUUCGCAUUUUAGAAAGUCUUUAUGGAAUCAAAAAGCUGUACAAAACGGAGCAUAAAAUUGCUGACAUCAAGAUAAGUGGCAAGCUGUUCGUCUGCGCGGAAUGUGGCAAAAAAUUCACAACGCGGCCAGGCAUCAAGUAUCACAUCAAUGGAAAAUGUCCAGAAGUUGCAUCGCUUCACAAGUGUCGAUUUUGUGACUACCAGUCUGGGGAAACGUUCAAGAUAGAUAGUCACAUUCGUUUGGAUCAUUUGAAGCUGCAGACUGAAUCGACUCCGAGGAAACCAGCGCAAACCAUGUCUUGGCUCAUGUCGGAGCAGCUUCUUCGGACGUCCUACAAAUAUAAGAAUAAUUCGGAACCAAACGAAACUCAUUUGUCCUCUCCAAUGUGGGCAUCCGACGACACAGUUCUUCGGAAAGGCUGGAAGUUUAGCAAUACCGUCCGCGUUAAAGUGGGUAAAAAGUUAAUGACCAAAAACGUCGAGCCACGCACGUCGUGGGAGACGUCCGACCAUGCAGAGCAUGGCUACAAAUUCGAAUGUAACAGUGGAUUCCACAGUAUUCGAUGCUUCACCUGGCUCCGUGCUGGGCAAAUUGAUGCCUUCGCCAUUUCUACUCCGCCUUUCAAAAUAAAUUCUUCCGAUCUUCACUUUUCCUCAUUUCUUCAAUUCUGGUAUUUCCCUUCUUCACUCAUUUCAAAAAAAGUGCAUUCACCUUUACACCUCCUUACCAAACAAUGUCCGUUCGCAAUCAAUGCCCUCAUCCAAGUUGUGGACGAUAGCAACGACGGUUACCUCGCGAUGGCUUGCGAUGAUGGGAUAAUUCGACUGGUUCCGACCGGUAUCGAUCCCACUAAUAAACAACGAUUCGCUGUUGACUUUUCCCAUAAAGAGCUCGUCCUCAACGGGCGUUCGCGAUCCAACCCCCUUUCUAUAGAUUCUUUUAAUGACCUGAUCGUAGCUGGCUACGCAUCAGGAAUCGCCGCUGUGUACAAAGUUCUAGCUGCUCAACAAACAAUUAAACCGCUUCAAGUUUUCGAUACGCAUGGACUUCCAAUCAGUAGUAUUUGCUUUCAUUCUUUCGACCACGAUAUAUUUACCACUUCUUCCUUCGAGCGAAUAACAACGAUCUGGAGUCGCACUCGCGGCGAGCUCUACAGCACUGGAGACUCACCUUCACAUAUGAUCCUCGACUCAUGUUGGGUGCAGGAUAUGCUCGCACUGGCAACAGACAAUGUGUUUCAAGAUCACUUUGGAGUCGUUAUUUACGAUCCGAACUUCAUGGAUACUAGACUCAAGCAAAGAAUAGGUUACGCCCAGCCUAUUUCUUCGAUGGAUUAUGCUCAUCUCCACGGGACCCUUGCCAUUGGUGAUAUUGAUGGCCGCAUCUCCCUAACUUCGUUGCCCAAUCCUCGUAAGCAGAUGAACAUGACCCGAAAAGGAUUUCAAACCGUUGUCAUCUCCAUUGCCUCAGUCUCCCCGCUCGCUGACAAAAAGGACGAAAAAGAGUUCGACGUGCUGUUUGAAGACCACAAAGAUCUAUCGAAGAUUAGUGAACAAACUUCUUUGCCAACAAAGCGUGCUAAUCUCAAGACAGGAGCCGUUCCGAUCGAUUUCAGCACUCUCACGAAUUACAGUUCUGUUCGCUGGAAUACUUCGGGUGCCAGAUCAUGUUGGCUCGGCUUCGCUAGUGGUAGUGGUGUCACAAUGUUCGUAUUAUUCGAACAUGCAUCGGGCUACGUCCUUGUUCACUGUGAGCAAACCGAUGACAUCAGCGAGCUCAAUGCCAACGACUGGGCUAGCUUCAGCCAGCUUGUAAAGCUGAAGGCUUUCCAGCCCUUCACAUCCGCGGCAAUUGCCCUGGAUAACAUGAAUGCUAUCUCUGAAGAACAUCGACAAGUUGAUCAAGCCUUUGAAUCUGAAAAAGAAGGCGGCGCCCAGCUUGGUCUCUCGCACUCUUACUCACGAACCAAGGUCAAGUUCAACGUCAAUCGAAUGGACAACAUGGUCAUCCAGGCCAUCGCUCUUAUCGACCAGCUCGACAAGGAUAUCAACACCUUUGCCAUGCGAGUGCGCGAGUGGUACGGCUACCACUUCCCAGAGAUGGUUCGUCUCGUCAACGACAACUAUCAGUACUGUCAACUGAUCGGUCUCAUCAAAAUGCGAAAGAACCUUACCAACCCAAGUGACGAGCUUGUUGAAUCCAUCGAAAAAGUCGUCAUGGACACUGCAAAGACGCAGGCCAUCUGCGACUGUGCUCGAGCUUCCAUGGGAAUGGACAUUUCCGAAUUUGAUCUGAUCAACAUCGAGAUCUUCGCCAAAAAGGUUAUCAGCCUCGCUGACUACCGAAAGAAGCUCCAGCAGUACCUCAGUGACAAGAUGAGCAACGUCGCUCCAUCACUUGCCGCUCUUAUCGGCGACGUCGUCGGCGCUCGACUUAUCUCCCACGCUGGCUCUUUGACCAAACUUGCCAAGUAUCCCGCCUCUACUGUCCAAAUUCUCGGUGCUGAGAAGGCUCUUUUCCGAGCCCUCAAAACAAAGGGAAAUACUCCCAAGUACGGUCUUCUUUUCCACUCUACCUUUAUUGGUCGAGCCACUGCCAAAAACAAGGGUCGAAUUUCCCGAUUCCUUGCCAACAAAUGUUCCAUUGCGUCUCGUAUUGACGCCUUCUCCGAAAAUCCCAACAACAUCUUCGGAGACAAGCUCAAAGAACAGGUCGAAGAGCGACUCAAAAUGUAUGAGGACGGAGAUGUACCACGAAAGAACAUCGACGUUAUGAAGGAGGCUAUGGAAGCCGUCAAGAAAGCCCAGCCAGAAGACGAGGAGAAGGCAGAGCUCGCUCCUACUAAGCGAAAGAUCGAAGCCGUCGACGACGUCGACACCUCGGAAACUCCUUCCAAGAAGAAGAAAAAGAAGAAGGAUAAGGUCAAAGAAGAACCAUCCGAGGAGGCCUCAGAAGAAGUUACGGAGGAAACUCCCAAAAAGAAAAAGAAGAAGAAGAAAGUAAAGGAGGAAGCGAGUGAGGAGGCUGAGGAAGCUUCCGUCGAGCCCGAGACCGAUUCGACCGAGGUCAAAAAGAAAAAAAAGAAGAAGAAGUCGAAGGAAGCGGCAAGCGAGGAGGCCGAGGCUGAGGCUGUGACAGAGGAGACCUCUCAGGAGGUCGAAGUUGACAGCUCCGAGAAGAAGAAGAAAAAGAAGAAAAAAAAGAAGGCAGCUGAAGAGUAA
This is a messenger RNA of Oikopleura dioica, 4815 nucleotides long. The record is from the annotation of a GenBank genome assembly. Lineage: Eukaryota; Metazoa; Chordata; Appendicularia; Copelata; Oikopleuridae.